AUGAAGAACAUAGAGACCCUAAACCGUGUUGGUUUAGUCAGCCUUGGUCUGUCUGCACUCGCUAUAACGUCUCUGACAAUAGGUGUGCCAUACCUUCUUUGGACAAUGAGCACUGUCGACACACUUAUCAAUGAACAAUUCUUGGAGACUACGCGAAUGGUCGAAGGAAUAUGGCGCGAUAUUAUGCUGAUGGAAGAUGAUCGGGACAUGGCGUGGUGGCGUUUCACCAGAAGCGCAGUGCAGGAACAGCUGCCUAUGACGCAGAAGUCCACGACUGCUGCACAAGCGCCUGGAUAUGAUUCUAAGCACCCCGAAUAUGAUGCAGGUGCUGAAGCUACAGCAACAAUUUCCGUUUACUCAAAAGAUGAGACUUUUACUCCUCUGUACGCUGAGCCAACUACCAACAACGAUUAUUUUUCGUCUCACGCUCGCUACCAAACGCCGCUAACAGAGGAGUACCAAGUUGCAACGACGUCCAACUAUGAGAAGCUAAUCCCAGCCGUCCUGCACAACCCACUACAAUUCCUUAUUACUCCUCUUACACCCGGCCAGUUGUUCCACAGCUGUUGUUCUCUUCCUUCUUACGAUCAGAAGCAGGAAUUACCGCAGUCAUACAAGUGUCCAGCUGGGAACAAAGGACCACCGGGACCAAAAGGACAGCCAGGUGAUCCUGGAACGCCCGGUAGUCCCGGGUAUGAUGGCGAACCAGCGUUCUUCGUUACUUCCGCAUAUUCUGUCGAGAGAUCAUUAGGACGCCUACCUUGCCCAUCUUGUCCUCCAGGACCCCCUGGACCUCCUGGACCCAAAGGUCCGUCAGGGUAUCCAGGUUACAAAGGUUUGCGAGGGAUAGCAGGAACUCCCGGAAUGCCUGGCAGACCAGGACCUGUCGGAUCUAUUGGCGAUAUAGGAAAGAGAGGGCGACCGGGUAUGAUAGGAUACAAGGGAUCUAGAGGGGCUGACGGUACUCAAGGAAGCAAAGGCAAACCAGGUGCUCCAGGCCCACCAGGAGCAAUUGGAAUUCCUGGUCCUAGGGGAAUUGGCGGGACACCUGGAGAUUAUGGACCUCCAGGAAGACCAGGUCCUCUGGGACCGCUGGGUGAAACAGGACUACACGGAUUGGAUGGUUUGGAUGGAGUGGCUGGACGAGAGGGACAGCAUGGAAAGGAUGCACUGUAUUGUUCCUGUCCAAGCAAAAACUCAUUUGUGAACAUUACAUUUGCAUCAACAUCAACAGAAUAUAUUGGUCCUGUCGCAAAAGGAGAGUACCGCAACUCUGCCAAAGAGAACAGCGACUUUGAUGAAAUACAAAAGUCUCCAUUGGAGUCAGAAAUUGUUUCAUAUGGAGGCGGCUCUCCUGGCAGAAACCCAUAUCGGGACGAAUCGUUGUACCACAAUUUCGAGUACGAGAGGAGAUCAUCUAAGACUAAGUAG
Molecule: messenger RNA, 1431 nt
Organism: Necator americanus (New World hookworm)
Lineage: Eukaryota; Metazoa; Nematoda; Chromadorea; Rhabditida; Ancylostomatidae
Exons: 11
Coding region: 1-1431 (476 amino acids)
Source: RefSeq, a predicted model, not a curated record